Messenger RNA from Cordyceps militaris CM01, 579 nucleotides. Its product is annotated as 60S ribosomal subunit assembly/export protein LOC1. Gene Ontology annotation, molecular function: mRNA binding. Gene Ontology annotation, biological process: intracellular mRNA localization; ribosomal large subunit biogenesis. The record is from RefSeq and is a predicted model, not a curated record. Bases 1 to 579 code for a protein of 192 amino acids. Lineage: Eukaryota; Fungi; Ascomycota; Sordariomycetes; Hypocreales; Cordycipitaceae. Gene Ontology annotation, cellular component: preribosome, large subunit precursor; nucleolus. The transcript has 2 exons.
AUGGCGCCCAGCCGUACGCGCACCAUGAAAAACAAGAACGCCGCGCCCAAGGGCGCCGGUGGCAAAGGCGGCAAGCGCUCUGACACCGACGGCGUCUCCAAGUCUAAAGUGUCCAAAGCCCCCAGCUCCUCCAAGCAAGUCAAAGACAAGAGCGUCAGCGCCCUCUUCAAGAAGCGCAAGCCAAAGAAAUAUACCGAGGCCGAGCUGGGCGUUCCCACACUCAACAUGGUGACGCCCGUGGGCGUUGUGAAGCCCAAGGGCAAGAAGAAGGGCAAGGUCUUUGUCGAUGAUCGGGAAAGCAUGAACACCAUCCUCUCCAUCGUUCAGGCCGAAAAGAAUGGCCAAAUCGAGUCCAAGAUGAUCAAGGCCCGCCAGAUGGAAGAGAUCCGCGAGGCACGCCGAGCCGAGGCGGAAAAGAAGGACGAGGAGAGGCAAUCAAAACUCGAGAACGUCAAAGACUCGCUGCGACGCAAGCGCAAGAAGAAGACAACCGAAGUUGACGACGACAAUGUCAAGGAGUUUCUAUCUACUGGCAGCAAGGCCACCAAGGCAUCCAAGAAGAAGGUUGCAUUUGCAUAG